UGUGUGUUAGAAAGACAGAGAGUGCAGGAGGGAUUUGGCAGGCAGACACUGCUUCGUAACAGAAAGGAAAAACUUCCGAUACAUUGGACAGACUCUCCAAUUUGCAGAGUCCCCAGUCAGCAGCUCCCAGCUUCUCUCAGCUUAUCCCUGAGGAUUAGUAUCUGUUUUGUGCUGACUCCCCCUGGGAUCACAGUCAGGGGCGAAUGAUUUCUUGACAAAGCUGUCACUUCGCCAUCAGAAUGGCCAUAAAACUUGUGUUAAAGUGACAUUUUAAAGCUUCUUUCUUUCAGCUAUUUGAUCUCACCCUUCCAAUAAUGCAGAUGUCUCCAGUUUGGCUCACUAGAUUCGUUGAAUGUUGAUUCUGAAAUCCCAGCCUGGCAAUGAAUUCCGUGCUGCCCGCUGUAGUGAUACUCCUUUUGGCCCAGGUGGUACAGACUCUUCCCAGCCUUUACCACAGGGGCUGGCUACGGCUGCUGCAAGAAGGAGAUGGCUGUGGAGUGUGCCAGCAAGGUCUAUGCCCCGAGCCCCAUGGGUGUGCUGCAGGGACAGUACUGGACGCAUGUGACUGUUGCCCGGAGUGUGGAAACGCCGAGGGGCAAAUCUGCGACCUCGAUAACACCAACCACUUCUAUGGACGGUGUGGACAGGACCUGGAUUGUCUUCUUGAUACUAGUGGUGCCUCAUUUGGAGAGAUCCUGGAACCCCAGUGCACCUGCCGAUCCCAGGAAAGUGUGUGUGGAUCUGACGGAAAGACCUACAGCAACAUCUGUAGCUUCAAGGAAGUGUCUUAUAGGAACAGAGAAAGCACUCUCAGCCUGGCACACAUGGGACCCUGUGAGACAGUUCCAUGGAUCACCACCCCUCCUCGUGAUGUGCACAAUAUUACAGGCAAUGAUAUUAUCUUUGGCUGUGAGGUGUUGGCAUAUCCCAUGGCACUGGUGGAAUGGAGAAAGAAAGGGAAUGAGAACUUCCUUCCUGGGGAUGAUGCACAUAUCUCUAUCCAGGCAAGAGGUGGGCCAGCACGAUACGGUAUCACAGGAUGGUUGCAGAUUCAGGGGCUGAAGAAGUCUGAUGAGGGGAUCUAUACCUGUUACACAAGGAACAAGUAUGGAGAAGCAUUCGCAUCAGCACAUUUAAGUGUGUAUGAUCCUGAUUCACCAAUAGCUAUGAAAAUGAGUUUGAAAAGACAAGACAGAAAUUAUAUUGGAGGUGAAGAGGAAGAUGAAAAUGAUGACUAUAACAUCUCGGGUGACGACGAGUACUAAAAAACAUGAAUUUUGAAAACAUACCUUGCAGAGUAGAGCAUAAUUAUCUAAUGAUUAAACGUUUGAUAACAAUAAAUGGCCUUUGAGUAAAAUAAAAAUUGAACCGUAUAUAGUUUAAACUGUCAUUCAAAAGUACCUUUAGGACAUUUUACUGUCCGCAAUUUUAUCUUCAGUGAUAUGCUGUAGUUUAUUUGCUGCAACUGUACACACUGUAUUUGUAAAAUUUCCUGAACAUUCUUCAUGUUCAUAUAAAUUGUCACAAUGCUGUAACCCUUUAGUUUAAAAUCUUUCAACUAGCUAUAACUGUUAUAAAUUAGACUGAGCAAAGACAAACUGCUUAAAAGUGCAAGGCCAACAUCCAAGGUGAAGGUGAGAAAAACAAAUGAACCACCUUUAGGGGGUCAUGAAAAAGAGACUUCCUUGAAUCCAGACAUCCAUCAAAACCUAUCAUAGUUUCAGAAAGGCUUUCAUAAAUGCAAAAUACUGGAAACUGAACUAGUGGCUGUUACAGUUUUCCUCACUUCACUACUGCUUCUUUUAUAUACUAUUUUAAAUCGAUAGCCUCUUGUUUUUGCUCGGUUUACUUUCUCUUACUCUAUUCUCCUAAACUAGCCAGCCUGCUCAUUAUUUUAAAAACCUCAAUCACAUCUCCUCUCAGUCUUCUCUCCAAGGCAAUCAGUUCCAGCUUCUUCAAUCUACCUUCAUAACUGAAGUUCCUGAUCCCUGGAAUGAUUCUUAUAAACCACUUCUGCACUCUCUCCAAUGUAUUCACACCCUUCCUAGAAAGUGGUGCUCAGAAUUGUACACAAUACUUCAGCUGAGGUCCAACAAAUAUCUUAUACAAGUUCAACAUCACCUCUUUGCUCUUGUACUUUAUGCUCCUAUUUAUAAAAGUCAAUAAUGCCAUAUUAGUUUACUUACUACUCUCUCUACUGGCUCUGCCACUUUCAAUGAUCUAUGCACAUAUAUAUUCAGCUUCCUCCUCUCCUGCACUCCCUUAGAAUUUGUCCUCCUCAUUUUAUAGUACCUUUCAAUGUUCUUCCUGCCAAAAUGCAUCACCUAACACUUCUCUGCAUUAAAAUUCAUUGGACACAUAUCUGUUGACGUUACCAACUUAUCUAUGUCCUUCUGGAGUUUUACAGUGUCCUUCUCACAGUUUUUCAUUUUUUGUGUCAUUUGCAAACUUUGAAAUUGCUCCCUGCACACCAAGAUGAAGAUCAUUAACACAAU
Messenger RNA from Chiloscyllium plagiosum (whitespotted bambooshark), 2495 nucleotides. Its product is annotated as kazal-type serine protease inhibitor domain-containing protein 1-like. Gene Ontology annotation, cellular component: extracellular region. Lineage: Eukaryota; Metazoa; Chordata; Chondrichthyes; Orectolobiformes; Hemiscylliidae. The record is from RefSeq and is a predicted model, not a curated record. Gene Ontology annotation, biological process: regulation of cell growth; regulation of signal transduction. Gene Ontology annotation, molecular function: insulin-like growth factor binding.